This is a messenger RNA of Quercus robur (English oak), 1069 nucleotides long. RefSeq names its product probable LRR receptor-like serine/threonine-protein kinase At1g05700. The record is from RefSeq and is a predicted model, not a curated record. Bases 729 to 1061 code for a protein of 110 amino acids. Gene Ontology annotation, molecular function: protein binding. The transcript is spliced from 5 exons. Lineage: Eukaryota; Viridiplantae; Streptophyta; Magnoliopsida; Fagales; Fagaceae.
CUCCCUUCAACUAUAAUUCGUCUACAACUUUAAGUACCUCACUUCUUAUUGACUCCCAAAGUAACAAUUAUUACCAACCACCCUCUAUUGUUAUGAGUACUGCUUCCACUCCAAUUAAUGUUAGUGCUCUGGAGUUGAAUUGGAAUUCGCAGAAUGCUACUUCCUCACAAUACUAUGUCUACAUGCACUUUGCUGAAGUUGUAAACCUCAAAGCUAAUCAGUCCAGAUCAUUCAACGUUACAGCAAAUGGGAAGUUCUUUUAGGGACCUAUUGUUCCUCAAUACUUGUACACAUCCACAGUGUACAGCACAUCCAUCUUGGCGAUUGCCCAAAAUUAUGAUCUUUUAAUCUCCAAAACAAAAAGUUCAACACUGCCACCUAUCCUCAAUGCACUCGAGAUAUAUUCAAUUAGAGAUCUCUCAAAACCAGGAACAAACCAACAAGAUGUUGAUGCCAUCACAAAAAUCAAGUUAGCAUACGGAAUACAAAGAAAUUGGGAAGGAGAUCCGUGUCUCCCACAAGCAUACUCAUGGGCAGGUUUAAAUUGCAGCUACGAUAUUAUUAACCCACCUAGAAUAACAUCCUUGUAAGUUUAUUCAUUCAUAUAAGCCUUAUGACUUGGAAACUUAUUUUUGAAGUAUCUCUUACUUCGAAAUGUAAAUUGAACCAAGAACUUGUCCUCUAGUGGAUUGACUGGAGUGGUAUCUGUUUAUAUAUCAAAUCUCAUAAUGUUACAAUAUUUGGAUAUAUCAAACAAUAAUCUUACUGGAUCAGUACCUGAUUUCCUUUCGCAAUUGCAAUACUUGAGGGUCCUAAACUUAGAAAAAAAUCAACUCACUGGUACUAUUCCAGCUGACCUCAUUGAAAGAUCGAAGAAUGGUUCGCUAUUACUAAGUGUGGAUGAAAAUUUAAAUGUUUGUGGACUUGGAUCAUGCAAAAAGAAGAACAAUAUUGCUGUUCCGAUAGGGGCAUCGGUUGGUGUAUUGCUCAUCCUCUCAUUGAUUGUUGUGGCUGUCUUGUGGGGACUUAAGAGAAGAAAGAAAGACAAGAAUAAUAGUUAGAAUUGAAA